AUGGCCUCCAAGCUAACCUCAGGACGACAGGAUAACCAGGGAUCGGGAGCAUUCAUCCGCAGCGAAAGCGCUUUCCGCAACUUCAUCUCCCCUGACCCCAAUGCUCGAUUUCCGGCAGAAAAGGGUCGCUAUGCUCUGUACAUUUCGCCUACCUGUCCUUGGGCACAUAGAACCACCAUAGUCCGGAUCCUCAAAGGACUCGAGGACAUUGUCGACCUGUACGAACUCCACCCAUCCAUGGGUCCCAAGGGCUGGUACUUCAGCGGUGAGGGUAGCUCUCUUCCGGCCGACCCCUUGUACGGCUUCAAGUAUCUUCCCGAUCUCUACAAGAAGGCCGACCCCUCCUUCACCGGUCCCUUCACAGUUCCCAUGCUCUGGGACAAGAAGAGUCAUACGGUAGUCAACAACGAAAGCUCCGAGAUCGUUCGCAUGCUCACCAUCGCCUUUGACAACCUCCUGCCUGAACACCUACGUGAAGUGAACAGGCCAGGUGGCGGACUGUACCCAGAGCACCUGAUGUCUUCCAUCGACGAGGCAAACAGCUGGGUCUACAACCUGAUCAAUAACGGAGUGUACAAGACAGGUUUCGCUACCACCCAGCAGGCUUACGAGGCGAAUCUAUACCCGCUUUUUGAAGGACUCGAUCGUGUCGAGCAACUACUUUCCUCCCCUCCACCCAGCGAGAGUGGCUCGCCAGACACAAAGUCGAGGAAAUACCUUCUUGGGGACAACUUGACUGAGGCUGACGUCCGUCUGUAUACCACGAUCAUUCGGUUCGACGUCGCAUACCGCCCAGUGUUUCUUUGUAGCCUUAAAUCCAUUCGACACGAUUAUCCGAACAUCUACUCCUGGCUUCGGCGCUUGUAUUGGGAUAGAGACAGCCGCGAGACCAAUUCUGCGUUCCACAAAACGUCCGCACCGUAUCUGGAUGUGUAUGGGCCGUCAUACGCCGCUGCAAGGCACAAGAAAGUGUUUGGCGGGCAGGGGCCUUUGAUUGUCCCCAGGGGGCCGACGCCAUUGAUCGAUCAGUUGUAA
Neurospora tetraspora is the source of this 1035-nucleotide messenger RNA. RefSeq names its product glutathione S-transferase. Gene Ontology annotation, molecular function: glutathione transferase activity. Lineage: Eukaryota; Fungi; Ascomycota; Sordariomycetes; Sordariales; Sordariaceae. Gene Ontology annotation, cellular component: cytoplasm. Bases 1 to 1035 code for a protein of 344 amino acids. The record is from RefSeq and is a predicted model, not a curated record. The transcript has 3 exons.